AUGACCUACGAAAUUGGAUUGAGCACACCUGAUGUGCCUAAUCGAGGGUUUCCGCUAUGGAUAUGUAGUGUUGUGAUGGUAAUUAUAGCCGGUCUCUUCGUUUUAUCUAGACUGGCUAUUCGAUUCCAUCACAGCCAUUUAGGAUCAGAUGAUUGGAUGAUUUUGGCAUCGCUGGUUAUGCUCCCAUCGAUCUUGGUCCGCAGAACUCUUAUUAACUCAAAACUAGCGGUACACUAUGGAUAUGGAAAACAUUCCAAAGAUCUCACGCAAAAUGAUCGAGUGGCUGCACUCAAGUGGUUCUUUGGCGCCCAGCUCGUAUACAAGAUUGUCAUUGCUGUCAACAAACUCUCCUUCAUGUGCCUAUACCUUCGAAUCUUUCCCCAGCGCACCUUCCGGUGGAUUUGCUAUUAUGGGCUGGGGGUUAUCACUGUCUGGGGCACAGCAUACGUCUUCCUCACCAUCUUCCAAUGCAAGCCCAUCGCUUCGUUCUGGGAUAUCACUAUCAAGAACCCAAAAUGUCUGGACAAAGAGGGGUUGUGGAUGUCUUAUUCAGUCAUCAACAUUACAUUUGACCUGCUCAUUCUCGCCCUGCCUAUAUACCCCUUGAGUCAUCUACGGCUGCAACGGGCGAAGAAGAUUGGUCUCCUCGUGGUCUUCGGAAUGGGAGCAUUUGUCUGCGUCACAACGAUCAUCCGAAUCACCACCCUUGUCCAAUCUGCCACUGACACGGAUCCGACUAGCGGUCCUAUCCCAGCGACCAUCUGGAGCGUGGUUGAAGCAAACACUGGUAUUAUCUGCACCUGUCUACCAGUCUUCCGACAUCCGCUCCAGUUCUUCUUCCCGCAUCUCUUCAACUCCUCUGAGCAAACCACCAAUCCGUAUAGUCAACAUGUGGCACGUCAUACGCCGCAUGCGAGUGGGUCCGAAAGAAACCUCACCCAUGAUGAUUUAUGGCAGGAUGAAGGCCUGGAGAUGGCAAGCCCGGAGAUUUACAAGGCGGAUGCCAAUGGUAGAAUCAUGACAACGACACGCAUAAACGUCUCAUAUCAACAGGACCAAGAAUCGGAUGCGUCAUCACGACCAAUCCGUAGAGAUUUUGACUGA
Penicillium concentricum is the source of this 1104-nucleotide messenger RNA. Its product is annotated as putative integral membrane protein. Lineage: Eukaryota; Fungi; Ascomycota; Eurotiomycetes; Eurotiales; Aspergillaceae. The record is from RefSeq and is a predicted model, not a curated record. The coding region runs from base 1 to 1104 and encodes 367 amino acids. The transcript is spliced from 4 exons.